Molecule: messenger RNA, 830 nt
Organism: Musca domestica (house fly)
Lineage: Eukaryota; Metazoa; Arthropoda; Insecta; Diptera; Muscidae
Exons: 5
Coding region: 107-565 (152 amino acids)
Molecular function (GO): odorant binding
Source: RefSeq, a predicted model, not a curated record
AUUGUGUUUUCGUUAAGCGUAUCGACCGACAAUAGAACGCAAAAAGGGGGCAGUGUUGAAAUAGUUUCAAUUAACACUUUUUAACAUUGCAAAAAGUGUUAAAAAAAUGCAUUUUUGCAAACAUCUGUUUAUUUGUUUAAGUCUCAUUGCGAUCGCUUAUGCCGAUGACGAUGAUGACGACAUUGGUAUGACCUCUGAGGAAUUAAUCGAUGCCCUAGAACCUUUCGGUGAAAAUUGUGACCCCAAACCGGACAGAGAACACAUUAGGCAAUUGAUUAAGAACGACGAGAACCCCCAUCAAAGCUCGAAGUGUUUCAGACAUUGUCUCAUGCAUGAAUUUGAAUUGAUUGCUGAGGGCUCAACAACAUUGGACGAGGAAAAAACUGUCGAUAUGCUUUCUAUGAUGUACACCGAUGGCAAGGAUGACUUGGAAGAAAUUGUGAAAAUCUGCAACAUAGAAAACGAGGGAAUAGCAGAGAAAUGUGAAAAUGCCCACAGCCAUGGCAUGUGCAUUUUGAGAGAGCUGAGACAGCGUAAUUACAAAAUUCCACAACCAGGAAAAUAAAAACCAUUACUUAUCGCUGACCUCUAACCAGACUACCUGAUAUAGAUCUUGAAUACUGACUGGCCCCAUAAAUUUGUAUAUUCUUAUGUAAUUAUAAACUAAUAUUCAUAUAUUCAAAGCAGAUUUAUCAUACGGUGCCUUUAGAAGCAUUUACUUAUGUGCAUAUAUAUUACAUUUUUUUCCGUUAUUUAUAUAAACAUUAGAGUAGGAAAUUAUUCCAAUAUUUUCUACAAAAUAAAUUUACUUAGAAAUGGUGUGGUUACAA